CCGACUUUCAACUUCCCUUUGAGGCACUCUGUCCCUUCAGUAACCACAGUUCUUAGCAGGGGAGAACUGGAUGGUGCUGUACUUCUCUGCGUCCCAGAAAGAUCCAAACCAUGAGACUAUCAGCAAGAAUUAUUUGGUUUGUAUUAUGGACUGUUUGUGUAGCAGAAGAUUGUCAAGGUCCUCCCCCAAAAGAAUAUACAGAAAUUCUGACAGGUUCUUGGCCUGACAAACCAUAUCCAGAAGGUAGUCAGGCCAUCUACAAAUGCCGCCCUGGAUACCGAACACUUGGGACCAUUGUUAGAGUAUGCAAGAAUGGAGAAUGGGUGGCUUCUAACCCAUCCAGGAUAUGUCGGAAAAAGCCAUGUGGGCAUCCUGGAGAUACACCCUUUGGGUCCUUUAGGCUGGCAGUUGGAACUGAGUUUGAGUUUGGUGCAAAGGUUGUUUAUAACUGUAAUGACGGGUAUCAACUCUUAGGUGAGAUUGAUUAUCGUGAAUGUGGUGCAGAUGGGUGGACCAAUGAUGUUCCACUAUGUGAAGUUGUUAAGUGUUUACCGGUGACAGAACCUGAGAAUGGAAGAAUUGUAAGUGGUGCUGCAGAACCAGACCAGGAAUAUUAUUUUGGACAGGUGGUGCGCUUUGAAUGCAAUGCAGGCUUCAAGUUUGAAGGACAGAAGGAAAUGCACUGCUCAGAAAAUGGCCUUUGGAGCAGUGAGAAGCCAAGAUGUGUGGAAAUUUCCUGCACACCACCAGAAAUUAAAAAUGGAGAUGGCAUAUCGAAGAAACCAGUUUACAAGGUGAAUGAAAGGUAUCAAUAUAAAUGUGACCGAGGUUUUCAAUUCAAAGAAAGAGGGGAUACCAUCUGCACAGCUUCCGGAUGGAAUCCUGAGCCUUCCUGUGAAGAAGUGACAUGCAAACCUCCUUAUCUUCCAAAUGGUAGCUUCUCACCUCAGAGGAUCAAACACAGAACUGAUGAUGAAAUCACAUAUGGAUGUAAAAAGGGCUUCUAUCCUACAACCCGGGAAACGGUUGUAAAGUGUACAAGCACUGGCUGGAUUCCUGCUCCAAGAUGUGGCUUGAAACCUUGUGAUUUUCCACAAAUCAAAAAUGGAGGUCUAUAUGAUGAAAGGAAGCACAAACCCUACUUCCCAGCACCUGUAGGAAAGAAGUAUGAAUAUUACUGCCACAGAGGUUUUGUGGCUCCUUCAGGGCAGUACUGGGACUACAUUCACUGCACUGAACGAGGGUGGGAGCCUGCAGUUCUGUGCCUCAAGCAAUGUGAUUUCCAGUAUGUGGACAAUGGGAAUUAUUUACAAUGGAAAGGAAACUAUAUACAGGACCAGUCUGUGAAAGUCAAGUGUUACCCUGGCUACAGUCUUCCAAAUGGUCAAGACACAGUUACAUGUACAGAGAAUGGCUGGUCUCCUCAACCCAAAUGCAUCCGUGUCAAGACAUGUUCAAAGGAUGAUAUCGAGAUUGAAAAUGGGUUUCUUUCUGAAUAUGAUCAUACAUAUGUUCUAAAUAGAAAAACACAAUAUAGGUGCAAACAGGGAUAUGUAACAGCAAAUGGAGAAACAUUGGGAACAAUUAUCUGCCUCCAAAAUGGAUGGUCAGCUCAACCCUCAUGUAUCAAGUCUUGUGAUAGGCCUAUAUUUGAGAAUUCUGGAACUAAAAAUAAUAGCACACGGUUUAAACUCAAUGAUAAAUUAGACUACGAAUGCCAUAUUGGGUAUGAAAACAAAUAUAAAAAUACCAAGGGCUCCAUAACGUGUAAUUACGAUGGAUGGUCUGACACACCUUCAUGCUAUGAAAGAGAAUGCAGCAUCCCCUUACUACAAACACACUUAACCGUCAAUCCCAGAAACGACAAAUAUAAAGUUGGAGAUUUGUUGAAAUUUUCUUGCCAACAAGGACACAGAGUAGGACCAGAUUCAGUGCAGUGCUACCACUUUGGAUGGUCUCCUAGUUUUCCAACCUGUAAAGGUCAAGUAGAAUCAUGUGAUCAACCUCCUAAACUUCUCAAUGGAGAAGUUAAGGGAACAAAGAAAGAAGAAUACAGCCAUGGUGAAGUGGUGGAAUAUGAUUGCAAGCCUAGAUUUCUCCUGAAGGGACCCAAUAAGAUCCAGUGUGUUGAUGGGAAGUGGACAACCUUGCCGAUGUGUGUCGAGGAGGAGAGAACAUGUGGAGACAUUCCUAAACUUGAGCAUGGCUCUGUCCACCUUUUUGUCCCUCCCUACCAUCAUGGAGAGUCAGUGGAGUUCAGCUGCACAGAAAACUCCACAAUGAUUGGACACGGGUCAGUUUCAUGCAUUAGUGGAAGGUGGACCCAGCCUCCUCAGUGUGUUGCAACAGAUCAAUUGGAGAAGUGUAAAGCACCAAAGUUAUUUGGUGUGGACAGAAUUCAACCCAAUAAGAAAGAAUUUAAUCAUAAUGUUAGCAUGCAUUACAAAUGUAGAGGAAAGAAGGUGUAUAAACACUCAACCUGCAUCAAUGGAAGGUGGGAUCCUGAGCCAACCUGUAGAGAGGAAGAAUCCUGCCCUCCUCCACCACAGAUUCCAAAUGCCCAAGUAAUGGAAACCACAGUGAAAUACCAGGAUGGAGAAAAAGUAUCUGUUCUUUGUCAAAACAAUUACAUAAUACAGGACACAGAAGCAAUGCUGUGCAGAGAUGGAAGGUGGCAGUCAUUACCACGCUGCAUUGAUUCAACAGGGAAAUGUGGGCCUCCUCCACCUAUUGACAACGGAGACAUCACCUCCUUCCCUUUGUCAGUAUAUGCACCCUUAUCUUCAGUUGAAUAUCAGUGCCAGUACUUGUACCAACUGCAGGGCAACAAGAAGAUAACAUGUAGAAAUGGAGAGUGGUCAGAGCCACCAAAAUGUUUACAUCCAUGUGUAAUAUUAGAUGAAAUCAUGAAAAGACAUAACAUAACUCUCAGAUGGAGAGAAGACCAAAAUGUAUAUUCUCAAUCAGGGGACAAUGUUGAAUUUAAGUGUAAAUCUGGAUAUAAACUGACAGAAACAUCACCUCCAUUACGUACAAAGUGCAUUGAUGGUCACAUCAAUUAUCCCAGUUGCUCAAAAACACGUCCUUGGUACAAAGGAUAAAUGAACCUUUGUUUAGAAAUGUGCAUGAAUAUUAAUAUUAUAGCUUCAAAAUUUUAUGUUUGAAGUAUUGUUUAACUCAUUUCUUCUCAUAACUAUAAACGAGUGUUGAUGUACAGUGAUUAAUUUGGAGCCUGAGAGACUAUUGCCUCAAAUGCAAAGUAGUGCACUCAGAACUCCUAAAGCAGAAUGGGCUGUGUGCUAGCACAGUAACCAAUGGUAAUAA
Molecule: messenger RNA, 3324 nt
Organism: Onychomys torridus (southern grasshopper mouse)
Lineage: Eukaryota; Metazoa; Chordata; Mammalia; Rodentia; Cricetidae
Product: complement factor H-like
Exons: 18
Coding region: 111-3101 (996 amino acids)
Source: RefSeq, a predicted model, not a curated record